Messenger RNA from Aspergillus ruber CBS 135680, 2451 nucleotides. It is a transcript of the gene sip5, whose product is annotated as Sip5p. Lineage: Eukaryota; Fungi; Ascomycota; Eurotiomycetes; Eurotiales; Aspergillaceae. Gene Ontology annotation, cellular component: cytoplasm. The transcript has 2 exons. The record is from RefSeq and is a predicted model, not a curated record. The coding region runs from base 1 to 2451 and encodes 816 amino acids.
AUGGGUAAUUCACAGACCAAAGAGGCACGAGCCUCUCUAGGCCCAUCGCAUCGUCGCAGCCAUCACCCCAGCGGACGAUCUCCGUAUGGCGAGCGUCACUCAGAAGGUUCUCGCUCCGGACGUUCGAGUCGACCCGAUCUAUCUAUGCUGGGAUUUGCUCCGCCUCCGGAGGUAGCGUUGGAACAUCGGCGCGAAACCCGACAAGAGCGUGAAGCCCGUAAGCUGGAAAAAGAACGGAUCGCCCGAGUCAAGGAACGAGAACGAAGUGUGAGAGAGGAGCAUGUGGAUGGUGGCUUCUUGGUCACGCAAGGUGUUUAUGUUGGCACAGAGGAUUUCAAUAAGGCUGUGGUUCGCCAGUUGAUGAUUGAGCGACGACUCGCCCCGUUCUGGAGAGGUCUUAAUGAUUUCUCAGAUUCGUGGACAGAGCACCAACUUAUGGCAGCCGCCAGAGGUCUACCGAUACCAGCGCCUGACGAGAUACCGCCCGAAUUGGAAAACAAGACUGUUCCUAAGACUACCUCGGAGGAUGCAAAAGAGCCGUCAUCCGACUCGAAAACUACCCAGCAUUUGAUGGUACCCAUCACAUCGCGCUCUCAAUCCUACAACUCGGACAAUUCCCAGACAUCAUCGAACCCCGCCAAUUCCCUUCCUUCCCCCACCUCCCCGAUUGCCUCGGGAUCUUUUAGUUCGCCGUUGUUCCGGACUCGGGCCAAGACGCUAGCUUCGCUCACGACGUCAACAAAACACAGUUCUCAAACAGACCUUGCGCCAAGGGAAUUCCAACUGCCAUCCGAUCCGUUCGUCAACGGGCAACCGCUCGAGGCAUAUCUUUACAAGGAUGCAGCGGAGUGUCCGAUUUGUUUCCUCUACUACCCUCCUUAUCUGAACAGGACAAGGUGCUGCGACCAGCCGAUAUGUUCGGAAUGCUUUGUUCAGAUCAAACGUCCCGAUCCCCACCCCCCGGAGCAUGGAGAACCAGACCCGAACGCCCCAAGUUCAGCGCAAGAAUCAGAAGGCAACCGUGCAGAAUCGGCCGACACUCAGCUAGUAUCCGAACCCGCAGCCUGUCCGUUCUGUGUCCAGCCUGAGUUUGGUGUCACCUACGUACCCCCACAGUUCCGCAGAGGACUCAGUUAUGCCGCGGAAUUGAAUGGUUCGCGUCCGCCCAUGAACAUCGCUUCUCCGAUGUCCUCUUCCACCUCGUCGCUCUCGUCGGGCACUCCUGCAGCAGUUACUGGCCGUCGCCGUGCUACGUCAUUGUCAGCUGCCGACCCGACAGUGGUUACUACCGACAAGAUUCGGCCUGAUUGGGCCCAGAAGUUAGCCAAUGCUCGGGCACAUGCUGCCAGGAGAUCUGCCGCAGCAACCGCUCUCCACACCGCUGCCUACCUGGUGAAUAAUAACGGGAGUGAGUCUCGGAACUUCAGUCUCGGAAGAAGGGGUCUUAGGCGAACAAGUAAUGCACCAGAGACUCGUGGUUCUCCGGCACUGCAUGCGCUGGCGUUCCUAACAGACCGACGACCACCCGCUCCCCCUACGCAAGAUACGGAAACGCAAGAGGAAGGGAAUCCGGCACCACCGCGUGGUAGCUCAAGGCGCAGCCGACUGGACGACCUAGAGGAGAUGAUGAUGAUGGAGGCGAUUCGAUUAAGUUUGGCCAGCGAAGAAGACCGGCGCAAAAAGGAGGAAAAGGAGAUGAAAAAAGAGGCCAAGCGAAGGGAUAAAGACGCCAAGAAGUAUGAGAAGAGCAUUCGUAAGAGCGGAAUCUCGGGCACAGAAGCGGGCAGUAGCACUGGGCUAGGUGCCGCGAGACUGGGGGCAAGCAGCUCAUCUUCUGUUAUAGAGGAAGAGGAUGAAGGAUCGUUUACCGAGAAAGGGAAGGAAGUAGAUCGCGCAAUCCCUCCAGCGUCUGUUCCUACCACAGCUACGGCCAUAGCAGCUUCCUCUAGUGCAGCUGUCACACCUGCCACGGUGGCAGAAGGUGCACCGUCUUCUUCUGAAGACACUACGGACCGAUUGGCAAAUCAGGCUGUGGCCACGGAACCCUCAAAGCCAUCACAACUGCGGAACAUGGCGAGUGCAUCAUCCUCGUUCUCUUCGCUCGUCGAAUCGACUGCGGACGAGCACACGACGACUGUCGACGGCAAUCAACAGACAACUGAACCGAUGUUCAAUUUCCGGAGUCUGGCUGAGGUUAUUGGUGAUGAAGACAAGGCAGGAGAACCGACGGAGCAUGUCGAACAUAUGCCGAUAAAAGCAGAACAACCGGAGGGAUCAGGAUCGAAUCACACUCCUGCUGCUGCACCCCAGUCGAUGACCCAGGAGGUUUUGGACGCUGGGAAUACAGCUGGCGUAGAGCAGGCGAGUGUCGCGGUACCAGAGUUACCAAAAGAACUGGAAACUCGGUCGGUUGAGAUCACCAACACGACCCCAAAUCCCGAAGCGACAUAG